Rhizophagus irregularis DAOM 181602=DAOM 197198 is the source of this 1371-nucleotide messenger RNA. RefSeq lists its product as uncharacterized. The record is from RefSeq and is a predicted model, not a curated record. NCBI's taxonomy places the organism in Eukaryota, Fungi, Glomeromycota, Glomeromycetes, Glomerales, Glomeraceae.
AUGUUCAAAUUGGACAGAGAUGUUCUUCGUUUGAUAUUUGAAGAAUUACGAGAUGAUGAAAAGACACUUUGUUUAUGUCUAUCCGUUAAUAAAGCAAUUUGUGAAACAGUUGUUCCAAUUUUAUGGAAAAAUCCUUGGAAAUCGAUAAAGGAAGGAAAAGAGAAAUUUUUAUUAAAUGUUAUAAUUUCACAUUUAUCAGAUGAAUCAAAGAAUAACUUAAAGAAUUUAGGCGUUAAUUUAUUAACAAAUUCCUAUAAAAAGCCUUUAUUCAACUAUAUUAGUUUUUGUAAACAUUUACGUUUAUGUGGAAUUAAGAAGAUAAUUAAUUCCUACGAAGAAUCUAAAAUUUCAAUUAUUAACAAUGAAAUAUUUAAACUUUUUAUUAAUGAAAAUAUGAAAUAUACACAUCUUUAUAUACCUCUUAAUUUUGAUAUUCAAAUACAUCUUAUUCACGGAGCCAAAAGUUGUCUGUCAGAAAUUAUAUUCCUUAAAUGUCAUUCGAACAAUGAUGAUAAUAUAGCCAGACUAACAGAAAUAUGUAAAUCAAUUAAAGAAAUGGAACUUUUUAUAGUUGAUAAUAAUAAGAAUAAUGAGAUUAUUAAAUUAAUUGAAGCACAAAGAAAAUUAUUUAACGUUAGUUUAAAAUAUUCUUCGUAUGGCGAGGAUAGAACUCUUGAAAAUUCUUUAAUUAAACAUGCAAAUACUAUACAAUAUUUUAAGAUAGAUAAUCAAUCUAUCACUAAGUUUCUUUUAUUAUUUGUUAAUUUAAGAGUACUAGAUUUGCAUGAAAUUAUAAUUGAACCAUUGGAUCAAUUAAAGAAUAUAUCUUUACCUUAUUUAAAAAUUUUAUAUGCUAGACGUGUUUCAUACAUUAUUUUAAUAAGUUUAAUUGAAAGUACAAGUGGACAACUUACUGAAAUAAGUUUUACUUAUUGUACGGGAAAUAAAUACAUUGAAGAUAAACAUAUUAUUCAGGUUAUUUAUCAAAAUUGUCCAAAUCUUAAAUAUCUUAAAACAGGGCUUGGAGAUAUCAGAGAUAUUUUAGAAUUAGAAAACUUAUUAAUUAACUGUCAAUACUUAGAUGGAUUAUACCUUACUAAUUAUAUAAAUUCAUUUAAUUUUGAUAAUUUAUUCGAAAUGCUGGCUAACUUAUCAUCAAUUAAUUUAUUUAAAUUUAAAUUCGAUUUUUUAGCAUUUAGAUUAAAAAAAUCUUUAAAAUUAUUUUUUGAUAAUUGGAAGGAUAGACAUCCAAUGCUAAUACAAAUAAGUUAUAUAAAAGAAUAUUCUAGUUUAAUGGAAGAAUAUAAAGCAGAAGGAAUAAUUAAAAAUUACAAUCAUUUGCAUGGAGAAGAUUUUGAGUGGAAUACUUAA